Molecule: messenger RNA, 1251 nt
Organism: Aphis gossypii (cotton aphid)
Lineage: Eukaryota; Metazoa; Arthropoda; Insecta; Hemiptera; Aphididae
Gene: Ercc1
Product: DNA excision repair protein ERCC-1
Exons: 4
Coding region: 270-1067 (265 amino acids)
Biological process (GO): mitotic recombination; UV-damage excision repair; nucleotide-excision repair
Cellular component (GO): nucleus; nucleotide-excision repair factor 1 complex; ERCC4-ERCC1 complex
Molecular function (GO): damaged DNA binding; single-stranded DNA binding
Source: RefSeq, a predicted model, not a curated record
UUAAAUGUUUAAAGUUUCAACUAUAGAGGUACAACUGACUUUUGAAAAGUGUCAAAAAUAACUAAUAAAUGCUUAAGUUAUUUCCAUUAUUUUAUAAUUUUAAAAUUACGAAUUAUUUUAUAGUUCUAAUUUCUAAGAUUUAUAUGUUAAUAUAUAUAAUUUUAUACAGCUGAAAUAAGUAUUUUGUUAUAUUUUAUUUAGUAGUGUAUACCUAAAUGAUUUAACUAUAAUUUAAUUUGAUUAAGCAUACAUUUCAGUUUUUAGUAGACAUGAAUAAUCCAGGUUCUUUUGCUGACGAAUUUCGCAAAGUAAAAGAGUCAGAACAUUAUGAAACAAUUAAUUCUGUUGGUAAACAUAAUAAUGUUUCAGAAUCCACUACUAAUCAACCUAGCACAAGUGGUGCAAAACAAUCCCCUGUAAAACCUGCAUCUUUUUCAGGUGUUUUAGUCAACAAUAAACAAAGAGGUAAUCCACUGCUUAAAUCUAUUGUUAAUGUGCCAUGGGAAUAUUCAGAUGAUAUUUUACCGGACUAUGUAAUGGGACGUACAACAUGUGCAUUAUUUUUGUCCCUACGAUAUCAUAUGUUAAAGCCUGACUAUAUAUACAACAGAGUAAAAUCCUUGGGUAAAUUAUACGAAUUACGAAUAUUGUUACUACAAAUUGAUGUCAAAGAGCCACACACAGCCCUCAAACAAUUAACUAAAAUGUGUCUGGUAGCUGAACUUACAUUAAUGUUAGCUUGGACUUCUGAAGAGGCAGGCAAACUUAUUGAAACUUAUAAAAUAUUUGAAAACAAGCCACCAGAUCUUAUAAUGGAGAAAGCAGAAGCAGAUGAUUAUUCCAAAGUAGCUAAUGCGCUUACAACUAUUCGUGCUGUAAAUAAAACUGAUGCAGCAUUGUUAUUAUCUACAUUUGGUUCGUUGGAAAAUAUUUGUAAAGCUUCUCUAACAACUUUGGCAUUGUGUCCCGGGUUUGCUCAACAUAAAGCAACACAAUUGUAUAAUACUCUUCAUAAACCUUUCCUAAAACAAAAAACUAAAGAGGAAGACUCACAAUUAAAUAAAUAAUAUUAUUAUGUGAUGUAUUAUGCAUUUUUAUUGUAAUAACUGAUAUAAUCAGGGGAUUAUGUCCCCCAUCACUUACUUGAAACACACCUGAAAAUAAAAUAUAUUUAAGCGUCUUUAUUAUUAUUAUUUAAUUUAUUGUCAAUGGUAUUACUUAUUUUUUUUUUAAAUAAAUGUGUCUAUGUUA